Poeciliopsis prolifica (blackstripe livebearer) is the source of this 3589-nucleotide messenger RNA. RefSeq names its product oxysterol binding protein-like 3b (gene osbpl3b). Lineage: Eukaryota; Metazoa; Chordata; Actinopteri; Cyprinodontiformes; Poeciliidae. The record is from RefSeq and is a predicted model, not a curated record. Gene Ontology annotation, molecular function: cholesterol binding. Bases 178 to 2832 code for a protein of 884 amino acids. The transcript has 23 exons. Gene Ontology annotation, cellular component: intracellular membrane-bounded organelle; plasma membrane; perinuclear endoplasmic reticulum.
UGCAUGUGAGUGCAUGUCACCCGGCAGAACUGCUUCAGGCUCCGUUUUGCUCGCUCUGCGAUUUUGACAUGCAAGUCUCCUCACUGGCUGCAGCUUUGUAACCCGCAUCUGACCCAUCUGGACUUUCAAGCAGGGGAAUGAUCCAGCUAUAGCCUGAACGGGCCAGACGUCAGCAGGAUGAGUUCAGAGGAUCGCAGCUCAGCCAUGUCACAGAAGAUCUCCUCCUUAUCGAGGAGCAACAGCAGCUCCUCGUCCAAGCACGACAGCCGACAGGACAGCUGGGAAAUCGUGGAGGGUUUGCGUGGGGGGGUCAGUAAUGUCCUGGAGCCGCAGAAACAGGAGGGCUACAUGCUGAAGAGGAGAAAGUGGCCCAUGAAGGGUUGGCACAAGAGAUACUUCUUCCUGGACAAGGGGAUCCUUAAAUAUGGCAAGGGCAGUGCUGAUAUUGAGAAGGGGAAACUGCAUGGCUGCAUUGACGUGGGUCUCUCCGUGAUGGCCAUUAAGAAGAAAGCCAAAUGUAUUGAUCUUGACGCUGAGGAGAAUAUCUAUCACCUGAAGAUUAAGUCACAGGAGCUGUUUGACGAAUGGGUGUCCAAGCUGCGCCACCAUCGGCUCUAUCGGCAGAAUGAGAUUGCCAUGUGUGCCAACGAGAAACCCUUCUUCUACCCCAUGUACCCCUCCCCCAACUCCCCUGGCAUAGCUGAGGGACCCUCCUUGAGGAAGGUCAUGUCUAUACGGAGGCAGUCCUCAGUGCAUCCAGCAUCAGGAUUCCCUUUGAGCUCCAACAGCCAGGCAAAGGUAGCUGCCUGGCUCCAGUCAUCAGAAGACAUGGACAAAUGCUCUAAAGACCUUGCGGAGUGUGAGGCCUACCUGCAGGAGCUGAACCACCUGAUACAGAGCAUGGAAGUCCUGCACCGCACUUAUUCUGCUCCAUCUAUUCAAGCACUACAGGCAUCCACAUUGGACAGUCCCAAAAAAGAAAAGAGACUUCAAAGGAAAUGGCGCAAUAAAAACUACAAUAAAGAUGUCAAAACAACUCUGCAGGUACCCAGCUGCAUCUCCUCUGGCUCGAUCCGCCUUCAUGCCUCCAACCCCAAUCUCUCCACCGCUACACUCGGAAAUGACAAAGUCGACCCCGAAUCCCUGGAUUCACAGUUUGACGUAGCAAAGCUGCAGGAGGACUUCUGCCGUGUUGCCACCAACUUGCACACAACCAUGAAAUCAGUACUGAGCUCGCUAACAUCAGAGAGGGAGAGACUGAAGCAGUGUCUGGAUCACGACUCGUAUCCCCCAACCUCACCCCAAGUCGUCAAUCUGAAGAACACCCUGGCAGCGGCUUUAGCGCAGAACUCUGAGCUGAAAGAGCGCCUGAACAAGAUUCAUGCCGAGUCCCAGAUCGUAGAGCCCUCACUAAUAAAUCUCCCUGCCUCUGUGCAGAAGCAGGAUUCAGCAGAAGACCCUCAUCCUCUUGUGCACCAAGUUUCCAAUGAGAGCAGAGCUUCAGUUGCAGAGUCUUUGUCAGAGUUCUUUGAUGCACAAGAGGUUCUCUUGUCAGCUAGCUCCUCUGAAAAUGAGGUGUCAGAUGAUGACUCAUACAUCAGUGACAUUAGUGACAACAUUUCAAUGGACAAUUUCAGCAACGAGACAGAGAGUGAAAGACCUAACUCAGGUUCUGUGGAAGAAGGCUCUGUCCUUCGUACACGUAGAUCCUGCCUGCCCACGCCCACCCCGACCAACAACACAAUCAGCCUGUGGAACAUCCUCCGAAACAAUAUAGGCAAAGACUUAUCCAAGGUGACGAUGCCUGUGCAUCUUAACGAGCCCCUCAAUGCCCUGCAGAGACUCUGUGAGGAGCUGGAGUACAGUGAGCUGCUGGACAGAGCUGCCAUCACACAGGACCCCUUUGAACGAAUGAUUUAUAUCGCCACAUUUGUUGUGUCCGGAUACGCAGCCAGCUACUACAGGACUGGAGGAAAACCUUUCAAUCCUGUUCUGGGAGAGACGUAUGAAUGCGACCGUCCAGACAAAGGCUUUCGGUUUGUUGGUGAGCAGGUUAGUCAUCACCCACCUAUUUCAGCUUGCCAUGCAGAAUCUAAAAACUUUGUCUUCUGGCAAGAUGUAAGAUGUAAGAACAAAUUCUGGGGAAAAUCAAUGGAGAUUGUUCCUGUGGGUACCACUCAUGUCACGCUACCAAGAUUUGGGGAUCACUAUGAGUGGAACAAAGUGACAUCCUGCAUCCACAACAUCCUCAGUGGUCAGCGCUGGAUCGAGCACUAUGGGGAGAUCUCAAUCAGAAACUCCAACAGCGAUGUUUGCCAAUGCAAGAUCACUUUUAUCAAGGCCAGAUACUGGAACUCAAGCGUGAAUGAGGUGGAGGGAGUCAUUACGGAUAUCAAAGAAAAGGUCAUCCACAGAUUGUUUGGGAAGUGGCACGAAGCAGUUUACUGCGGAGACCCUCCGUCAGCUACCUGCAUCUGGAGGGCAAGCCAGAUGCCAAUGAACUAUGAGCAGUACUAUGGCUUUACAAAGUUUGCAAUUGAGCUAAAUGAGCUGGAGCCCUCUUUGAAACAGCUACUGCCACCUACAGACACAAGACUACGAGUGGACCAGAGACUGCUGGAGGAGGGGAACCUGGAAGCAGCAGAAGAACAAAAGCAGAGGAUUGAACAGCUGCAGAGAGACAGACGGAGAGUCCUGGAGGAGAACAAUGUGUCACAUCAGCCUAAAUUCUUCAGGAAGUCAAAGGAGGACGCCUGGGUCAGCAACAGCACUUACUGGGAGCUGAGGAGAGACCCCGGGUUCUCCCACAUCGAGUUUCCAGCACUGUGGUGACCUCAGAACACAGUUUCUACCCGCACAGCCUCCACUGUGACCCAGGCUGGUUCUGGCGAUGUCCGUAGCCCACUCCUACCCAUCCACAUGCUGUUUUCUAUAUUACAGUCCAUUCAAAUGAUUGCCUUAAUAACAAGUGCUUAUCUGUGUUGAGUAAAUCUGUUCAUGGAAGCAUUGGGAGGGAAUGUUGGUGUUGAAACUUUCACCUUUCACUUUCACUCAUAUAUCUGCAUCUUUUUAUGUUACGGAUUCUCAGAAAAGGGAAGCAACUUGGUAAAAUCAAUGAAAGAAAAUGUCAUUGUUUCCAUAAUUCCAGCUUGAAAAUGCUGAAUUUCUUAGUCCCUUAAGGUUGUGUCUUAUAAUGGACAUUCUCUACCUCGGAGAAAAACGAGCCUUGCUAUUUCAGUGAUUGUGUGCACACAUGUUUAUUCGCCUAAUGCCUUACUAGUUGUGCUUCUAUUGUUUUUAUUUAAUUAAACUUUUGCGUUUGCUUUGCUGUUUUGUAAGGAUAUGCAACAACUGUUGAAAUGACCUUCAUUGUGCUGAGGGUAUCUUCAUGUCUCAUAAAGUAAUUACUUUAUAGUUAUUACUCUGUGAAUGACUGUACGAUAUUAUAUGAGCAACGGUAGCCAACAUUAAUUCCAGUCUCUUGUCACCCAUAUUAUCCAUUGCACCAUUUUGACACUGGGUUUGGAGUUAAAAUAAAGUCCAAAUCAAUGUUCAUAAAAGAGUAAUAAAAUAUCAGUCGUUCCUGUUA